CGCAGCCUUCAGUGUUGAAACGUUCCGCGCCACGGUAGGACAGCGCCGAGUUUGUGUAUUUUUUUCCGUAAAUCAUUGACCGGGUACAUUGUAACUAAAAUGCUCCGGUACCUGGUCCUGUCGUACUUGGUGGCGCUGUCCAGCGUCUCCUGCGGGAACUCUGUCACAAACGAAGUCAUUGAAGACCAGGAACUUGUGUUCGCUUUAGUUCUAAACAGACAUGGUGAGCGGUCUCCCGAUGCUGACGAGCUGUCUCUCUCCGACCAGCAGGAGUUGAUCCUCAAUCUCACAUACAUUGAAGGACCAGAGGGUUUAACUAAUGUCGGAAAACGGAGAGCCUAUCAAAUAGGGAAGUUCUACCGCCAAAGGUACGGCUCCCAAGGUUACAAGCUGAUCUCCAACAUCUACCAUCACGAUGAAAUAGCCAUCAGAAGUACUGAGAAGGAACGGACGAAGAUGACUAUUCAGGUGGCUAUGGCUGCUGCCUACCCUCCGGAACCUGAGCAGCAGUGGGAUGAAGGUCUUGGGAAGGUGUGGCAGCCUGUACCAUAUUCUGCAGUUCCAUUAUCUGAAGAUUAUCUCCGUUACUACUCAAACUGCAAACGCUUCAAGGCCCUAAUGGCGGAAGCCCAAGCUAACUCAAUGUCUGAAGAGUUCCUCCCCUUUAUGGACCUCAUCCCUCUUAUCAAGAACAAGACUGGAGAGGACUUUACCGGCAGGCCUAUUUGGUUUGAGACACUCUACGAUCUGUUUAGGAGUACUAUUGGCUUGGGUCUUCAUCUCCCUGACUGGGCGAAGCCUAUCCUGGGCAGGUUGGGUGAAGCUGGCAGGCUUGCCUACAGGCUGUAUUUCAGAACAGAUGAGAUGAAGAAGAUUGGCGGUGGUGUCUUACUAGACAAAUUUGUCAAAGCUGGAAACGACUUCAUAGCUGGAAAGCGAGUAUCCCAGAGGUUACGCCUUUUCUCUGCCCACGACUUCAACAUUGGAGCUUUGAUGGAAGUCGCCAAGGUUGAGAAUGACCAUAGCAUACCUGAAUAUGGAGCUGUGUUCGCCUUGGAGCUGUACAGGUCUAGGAGUACUGGAGCUUAUAGCGUACUGCCAAUGUACCUUCCGAAAGCAGGUGAGAGCUCUGCCCAGUACCUCAAGAUCAAAGGUUGUGGAAAUUCUGGUCAUUGCAGCUUCAACACUUUUAAAGAACUCACUAAAGAGUUCCUGCUGCCUGAAAAGGAAUUCUACUCGAUUUGUAAAAUCAAAACUGAAUUAUAGGUCUAAGUAAUAAGAUCGAAGUAUUAUAAUAAUUAAUUUAUAUACGUAAAUUUAAAUAUUAAUAAUGAUAGAUGAACAAAAAAAUAAAGAAAAUUGUCUAUUUUGUCAUGUUACGAGUUCAAUUUUGUCGGUGGAGUUUCAAAUAUCAAGGUUUUAGUUCGAUUUGUUAAGCUAAGUAUUAUUAAUAAGUAUUGUUUAAUACAAUACUGUCUGCCGUAUCUUACUUCAAUUUUUUUAAGACGCAAUGAUUGUUGAUACAACAUCUUAAGAUGAAGGCACUCUACCGGCAUAACUUCAAACUUCUAAGUAACUUUGCAUGCUACAAGUAAAUCAUUUUGUUACCAAGAGAUGGCGCUGUUUUAAAGUAUUGUACCUUGAGACAAAGUUUUUGUGAAAGCGCCACCGUAUGAUAGCGUGAAGUUAAAAGUUUAAAACCAAUUGUCUGUGAUAUUAACAAAUUUACUCGAAAAGUUUGUACAAAUAAACAGUUUUAGUAUAAGUA
Spodoptera litura is the source of this 1768-nucleotide messenger RNA. RefSeq names its product venom acid phosphatase Acph-1. Gene Ontology annotation, biological process: dephosphorylation. The record is from RefSeq and is a predicted model, not a curated record. Gene Ontology annotation, molecular function: phosphatase activity. Lineage: Eukaryota; Metazoa; Arthropoda; Insecta; Lepidoptera; Noctuidae.